Molecule: messenger RNA, 2114 nt
Organism: Dama dama (fallow deer)
Lineage: Eukaryota; Metazoa; Chordata; Mammalia; Artiodactyla; Cervidae
Gene: MAPDA
Product: adenosine deaminase like
Exons: 13
Coding region: 462-1517 (351 amino acids)
Biological process (GO): adenosine catabolic process; inosine biosynthetic process
Molecular function (GO): adenosine deaminase activity
Source: RefSeq, a predicted model, not a curated record
CGUGCACGUACCCGCGCGCGGCCAGGGAGCUCUUGCUGAGCGCGCUACUGUCGUUGGUGCUCUGCACUGCCUCAGCCCGACGUUCACGGCUGCGCGAGCCCAUGGUCAGGGGAGUCAGGAGCUGCGGUCCGUCGGAGUGGUUUCGCGGGAAGACUGACGUCUGCGGCUUUUUGUGGACACGUGGACUGUGUCGGGGAAGCGCGGAUUGUCACUUUUCUACAAGCCUUCCUGGCUGAAACGAAAAAUUUUCUUAAGUUUUCAUAAGCUGACUCAACUGUUGACAAAAAGCUUUCAGAGGUGAAACUGAUCCCAGAACUAGGAUACUGUUUAUCUUAUCAAAACGGGCGGAAGUAAAGCAGUCUGAAGGAAGUUCAAGGUCACCAAACUUACUGACUGAACUACAUUUAGUAUUCAUGCCAAGAAUAAGUGGCUGGGGAAAGACCUUGCUAUUCUGCUAAAUCAUGAUGGAGGCAGAAGAACAGCCAUGGAAGACAACCUUUUACUCAAAAUUACCUAAAGUGGAACUUCAUGCCCACUUGAAUGGAUCCAUUAGUUCCAAUACCAUAAAGAAGUUAAUAGCCAAGAAACCAGAUCUUAAAAUCCACGAUCAGAUGACUAUGAUUGACAAGGGAAAGAGAAGAACUUUAGAAGAAUGCCUCCAGAUAUUUCAGAUUAUUCAUCUACUUACUACUAGCCCUGAAGAUGUUCUAAUGGUGACAAAAGAUGUCAUUAAAGAAUUUGCAGAUGAUGGUGUCAAGUAUCUGGAACUAAGGAGCACACCCAGAGAAGAAAAUGCUACAGGAAUGACUAAAAAGACUUAUGUGGAAUCUAUACUUGAAGGUAUAAAACAGUCCAAAGAAGAAAACGUAGACAUUGAUGUUAGGUAUUUGAUAUCAAUUGACAGAAGAGGUGGCCCUUCAGCAGCCAAGGAGGCCGUUAAACUUGCUGAAGAGUUCUUCCUUUCUACAGAGGAUACAGUUCUUGGCCUUGACCUCAGUGGAGACCCUGCAGCAGGACAAGCAAAAGACUUCUUGGAACCUCUUUUAGAAGCUAAAAAAUCUGGUCUGAAGUUGGCACUGCAUAUUUCAGAGAUUCCAAACCAAAAAACAGAAACACAAGUACUCCUGAACCUGUUCCCUGACCGAAUCGGGCAUGGGACAUUUCUCAACUCCUCCAAGGAAGGAUCCCCGGAUCUGGUGGACUUUGUGAGGCAACACCAGAUACCGCUCGAACUUUGUUUGACCUCGAAUGUCAAAAGUCAGACAGUUCCAUCUUACGACCAACAUCACUUUGGAUUCUGGUACAGCAUUGCCCAUCCUGCCGUGAUCUGUACGGAUGAUAAGGGUGUUUUUGCUACACACCUUUCUCAAGAGUACCAGCUGGCGGCUGAAACAUUUCAUCUGACCCAGUCUCAGGUGUGGGAUCUGUCUUACGAAUCCAUCAGCUACAUCUUUGCUUCUGACAGCACCAAGGCUGACCUGAAGAAGAAGUGGAGUCAUCUGAAGCCCCAUUUUUAAGCUGUAAUGAGGGCCAGUCAGCUGUUGCCUCGUCAGUAAGUGCAGCACAGGACCUGAUGUAUUCAUAUUCUGGGGGAUGGAAGCCCGUCUGUGAUAUUCCUGGCGCUCCACGUUUCAGCUGAAGCAAGUCCCUCUCUGCCCCCUGCGCAGCCCUUAUCGUGCUCCCCCUCAGAUUCUGUGCUACUCUGAGCUUUGUCUCACCUCCCCACAGUCUGCCCUUUGCCCUCUGCUCCCUUGCUCCCCGGUUUUCCCAUGUCCCACCCAUUCAGCAUGCGGUUUUACAGUUAGUUUUGGAAAGUUCAUCUUGCCCAGGAAACCUUCCCUCUGGGCACUUCCUGCUUCAUGAAACCUUCCAGAUUAAAGAGAAGAAAAUACCUCUCAUUUUUCCCCCAAACUCUAAUGCUUUAGACCUUAACUUCUAUGCAUAGUGUUACUACCUCGCUUUCUAAGUUCCUCUAAAGCCGCUGCAGCAGUACGCGUGCGGUUUGUUCGUGUCGGUGUCACCUGCUGCAGGCUGUGAGGACAAGGAGGGGGUCUGUUUAACUUGUGCUGUACAGGCUCAUACUACUGUGACUAUGUGGGCGGUUAGUUCAAUAC